CGUCACCGUCGUAUGUAGGUAUAAAUACAGGUGCUCCUGCUUCCAGAUCUUUGGAUACUCAUACACUUCCAUGGUAGGUACAAAAUACCAGUACUGUUGUUUGAAAAUCGAAACUUUCAAAUUGCCUGUUCAUUUGGGCAUCAAAUGCCUUCUUCAUUCUUCUAUGCUUUUCUUGCCAGAGCUUCCACCUUUUCUCCAUUCAAUACACCACAUAUUUCAUAGGUUACUAACACCUGCAUCAAGUGCACCAAAGGACGAUACAGCCCAACAAUUUGUAGAGGGGCUUCAUCUGAUUGGUGAAACCAAUAUCAUCUCUACAUCCCCUCGAACGCCGUUUUAUAUGCAGCCGCAGUAUUGCAUCCACCAUUCAUUCCAUGCUGGUAAGAUCCUCCAAUUGACCAUCUCUCCUUCUCGACUCGAAUGGAUUUUCCCGAACUUCAAUUCCUGGUCCUACAAAGUGUGCGCUUCGUCCGGAUGGAAAUACCUAGAUGCAAGUGUUAGCAUAUGCAACUUCAACUAACAAAUCGAAUGCGAGUAUUCUGAAAAAACCAUCCCGCAUGAGAACCAGUCCUGUUGAGAACAACGGACAUGUCCAAGUGCCCCUUGGUACCCUCCAAGUCAUAGAAGAUUAAGUAUAUACCUUGGUUCCUCCCCACCCAAGUCUAAAAGCUGCUUCAUGUGCAAAUAACUCCCCAAAUCCCAACAUAAGACCAUUGACGAACGGCAGGAAAAGGUUGAUGGCCGCCCCGCGUACGAGUCCCCAGAAUGUAGGAGGUGUAUAGAGAAUCAUCGGAGAGCUAGACGACGGCGGCGGAGAUGGUGAUAAUUCGUCAUUGGCAGAAUAUUGUUCCGAGUCCGAGGGAAUGGUCAAUGACGAUUCCGUCAUGGAUUGGACUUUUUCGGAAGACAUGAUGACCCUAUUCGUACGCCGAAGAGGUGCAACCAGUAACGGCGAGAUAGUUCCGUAGAGGGACUGUAAUCGAUUUUGACCUUGGUGUUGAUAUUGAUGUUGAUGCUUUUGGUGCUAGGACGCAAAUGUUCCAAGAGCCCAUUUCAAGGCGAGCUCCAGGGCUGGCUUGCUGGCAAGCUGCAGGUGCUGGCAAGGCUACGUAAGGCCACAAGGCCACAAGGCCACAAGGCUACAAGUACUUUGCCUUCACCCCAUUGGUGGUAGCCACUUUACUAGUGCGGGGUUGGGCGGCGCGGCUUGUUAGGGAGCUCACCUUCACCUAAGCUAGGUAUUUGGUAGUUGGGUAGUUAGGUAGCAGCAGCGGGACCUUUAGCUAUCCAUCUACACCUACAUAAAUCUGUCCGCCUCCCUACAAUACAAAAAAUUCCUUCCACUCAACAUUUCCAUUUUUGUCUUCUUCAACUUUUGAUCUUCCGUCACGCAAGACACAAUCAUGGCGGACAGUGCUCAUCACGAUGAGCUAAUCAACCAGCUCUGUGAACUCACAGGAGCUUCACCAGCUGAUGUAUGUUGAAGUUGAUGCUCUUCCAGUACUUUUUGCCGUCGUCUGUUCAAUACUGAUACCCUUCCUUUUAGGCACAACAAUACCUGGUCGCAAACCAAUGGGAUCUGUCUGGCGCUGCGACCGAAUAUUACCAAUCACAAGAGGAAGGCAUACAAACCGCCCAAGGUGGCCGAGAUGACCCCCAGGAAGCAGAAGCAUAUACUGGCCCACGAACACUAGAUGGCCGACCAGCUCCUGCAGCCAUCCCAAGUGUAGCCCCAACCUCAAGAUCUGCCGCCCCACCAAAUCGGGGGAAGUUUGCUACCUUGGAUUCUCUCAAUCAAGGCGGAGCAGGUGCUGGUCACGGUCAUGGCCAUGCUCACGAUGAUGAUGAUGACUCUGAUGAUGAGGAUUAUGAGAAUGAGCAACCACGGGAUCUGUUCACUGGAGGCGAAAAGUCUGGUUUGGCUGUUCAGGAUCCAUCAAACAAACAGAACAACCCAUCCAAGCUUGUAAAUGAUAUCUUGAAGAAGGCUAGAGCGUAAGUUAAUUGUGAUUAAACCGCUCAAGAUCAAACACUAAUGUAUCAUAGGAACGCAGCAGGAGGAGGUGGCGAACCAUCAUCAGCCCCAUCUUCCUCUCGUUUCCGCGGAUCAGGUCAAACUCUCGGUGGCGACGAUACCCCCUCCCAAAUCAUCCCAGACCCCAAUCCACGAGUUCCCGAAGUAGAAGCUCAAGCUCGAUCCCUACACUUAUGGCAAGAUGGAUUCAGCGUUGGUGACGGUCCACUCUACCGAUUCGACGACCCUGCAAACGCAUCCUAUCUCCAAAAGAUCCGUAACGGCCAAGCACCUACCGAUUUAAUGGACGUUUCCAUAAAUCAACCCGUCAAUAUCACCCUUAUCAACCACGAUGAGAAUUACAAGCCUCCUCCCAAGGUCUACAAGCCAUUCUCUGGGGGUGGUCAUAGAUUGGGAAGUCCUACCCCUGGUGCCUCUUCCGCAGCGACCUCUUCUAUCACCCCAGUAGCUGCCCCCUCCGCCGCAACUUCAACCCCAGCACCCGCAGAUGACGCUUCACAAGGAAGUCUUCGAAUCAAUGUACGACUUGCUCAAGGUCAAAUGUUGCGAGCACGAUUCAAUCCUACUGAUACCAUUGGAGAUAUCUACGAUUUCAUCGCAAGAGCUCCUUCAGAUGAUGCUUCCAGAGCAUGGGUGUUGAGUACCACGAUGCCAAAUGUCAAUCAUACCGAUAAGACCCUUCAAUUGGGCGAUGUAGAUGCCUUCAAGCGGGGAGGAGUUGCGAUCCAGAAGUGGGUAUGAAAGGGUUACAGGGUAGGGGAUUGGGGGAAACGAUGGAAGGAUGGAUAGGCAAUACGUAUAGUAUCUUCACAAGCAUAUUCAUGAAAAUGGAAAAUUCAUUGGGCCUUUUUUUUCUUUCUUGGCUCUGGCGUUUAUGGAUAGGGAGCUACAGUAGCAGAGGAGAGCCGAUUUGCAUUUUCUAAUUGAUGGAUGAUGGAUGGAUGGAUGGGAACGUGCUGGGUUAGCUAGGUUACGUUAACUGCUUGAUAGAUGGCCAUAGAUGAGAGCACAAAUAUGAAUUGAGAUGUACCUAGGUGAAUGGAUUCUAAGUGCUGAGUAUCAGGAAACUAUCUUGAGACUUGUUUGUGAUAAUGUGAAGGGG
Hymenoscyphus albidus is the source of this 3137-nucleotide messenger RNA. The record is from the annotation of a GenBank genome assembly. NCBI's taxonomy places the organism in Eukaryota, Fungi, Ascomycota, Leotiomycetes, Helotiales, Helotiaceae.